AUGGAGUCAAUCUGCUGGCAUUUGUGAACCAAACACUGGAAAUCAGAGUCAGAGCUACUGCAAAGUACUCCAAAAUAUAUGGCCUCAUUGUUAGUGGACCUGCAGGCACCUCAAAGCACAGAACCUCCACCGAAGAAUUUACCAUAAAAUGGACUCCGACUGAAAAUGAAGCGAAUGAUCAUUUCCCCUUUUGCUUUGUCUUUGAGGCAACAGAUCGACACAACAGAAUCUUUCAGACAGAGCUGCGCUGUGUGACGGCUGAUGUUGGACACUACGACACCACUGUCCACUGCAGUACAACAACAAUGAAGGUGGAAGUGGAAAAGUCCUACCUUAUCAGACGAAAUGAGAAGAACUUGCAUCUGAAGGACUUCACUGAUUCUGCCUGCAGCCUGAAAAGAUACUCCAACAGAACCCACUUGGUCGCUAUCAUGUCCCUUAACACCUGCGGAACCACACUGGAGGAGGAUGGGGACAACCUCGUCUUCAGGAAUGAGAUCACAUCCGCUGACCCGAAUGAAGUAAUUUCCAGGCAGCAUGACGUUGAGGUCGUCUUUUCCUGCGUCUAUCCAAAGCACAUCAACCUGACUCUGGGGUUCAAGCACAAGAACCCGUACGCCUUCACAGAGAAGGGCUUUGGUGCUUUCACCUUCCAGUUUGAAUUCUUUGAGAGCCAGCGCUUCAGAACACAAGUCGAUGCCAGCACUUACCCGGUGGAGGUGAACCUCAAACAGAUGAUGUUCAUGCAGAUCGAGGCGACAACCUCCAUCCCAAACACAGUGCUGUUUGUAGAGUCCUGCAGGGCCACGCCGUAUGACAACCCAAACUCUCGCAUCAGCUACACCAUCAUCGAACACGGGUGUGUAAUGGACAGCACACUGCAGCUUUUCCCCAGCUCAAGGACUCAGUUUAGAUUUGGGAUGGAGGCUUUUGAAUUCAUUGGUGCUUAUGCUGAGGUGUACAUCACUUGCUCAGUCAUCCUAUGUGAGACUGGCUUUCCCGGGACCAGGUGCUCUCAGGGAUGUGUCCCGUCCGGCUCAGGGAAUCAUCGCAACAAAAGAGAAGCUGUGGCCCAGUCUUCCAGCCACUCCAUUUCCCAGGGUCCUUUGCACCUGGCUAAAAUCUCUGACAGUCAAGCGCCUGUCCCGAGCCUGAAUCUGGGCAUGAACUUAAUGCUGAUUGCUUCCUGCCUCCUGGCCUGCGGAGGGGUGGUCUACCACUCCAGGAAGUCCAAAACUAAAUACCAACUGCUGCCGAGUGCUGAGACAAACUGAGGCCAGAAAGUCCUGUCUAUAAUCCAAUCAAAUUAUUCAGGACGAAUCCACAGAUUCACAACUAUAAUUUCAUUUUUGCUGUGUGUCUUUUUGUAGUUUACACUUUCUCAUUUCUGACCUUCCAAAUGUAUGUUGCCUUCAUGCUGUUUGGCAUUGCAGUCAUGAAGUAGUAGGGUUUGAGUUAAAGAAGUUUGCGUUUUUUGUUGUUUUUUUGUUCUCAGAUGUGAUUUAACGUUUAUUCAGGGUUUGAAGGGACAAUAAUCAGCAUCAUUAAUCACCUUAUAGAUUAAAUUGAAAAAAGUCACAAUGCAUGCAUCCAAUUAAAUAUCAAUGAAUGAAAAUAAAAGUUGAUCGCAAA
This is a messenger RNA of Centropristis striata (black sea bass), 1632 nucleotides long. RefSeq names its product CUB and zona pellucida-like domain-containing protein 1. The transcript has 8 exons. The record is from RefSeq and is a predicted model, not a curated record. The coding region runs from base 306 to 1274 and encodes 322 amino acids. Lineage: Eukaryota; Metazoa; Chordata; Actinopteri; Perciformes; Serranidae.